GCGGAUCCGGCGGAGCGUCGGCUCCACCCACUACAACCGGUUCAAAAGGGAGCGUUCCACAUGCCCCACCUUCUUUGCUUUUGUCUUGAGAUAAAAAAUGUUGUCGAAUGGUUGGUUCAACCAGGAAAUGAUGAAAUAUUGCUUCAUAUCAUGUUGUUUUUCCCAUCACACUGUGCACGGCGAAGUUCUAGCGACAGAAGAAUCAGUGAGGCAAUUGGUCAAACACCUGGGAGGCACGGGCGAGAAGCGGAGUCCGAGUCCCGCUCCUGAGCUCCAUCUUAGUCAAAAAGGAUCCGCGGAUUUCGCCUGCAAAAAAGACUCGAAGCUUUUGGCGAAACAUACCCCCAUCUUAGGUGGAUCGAUAGAGCAGAGCAAAUUGCGCCGAGGCCACGUUGUUCUGUCGAACGAGUCCGCUGCACCGGGCGAGUACUGAGGCAGCACUGGCUCCCCCCCUGACACGACCGAGUCCUACCCCAGCGUGGCCAAUCCCAUUCUCGAAUCAGCUGGUGAUCAAGUAAAAUGACAAAUCUAUCCUCCUGCUUCGACUUUCUUUAGCCAUUCGGGGGUGACCUUACGCAUCUUGUGGCCAGCGAAAGCUAGUGUGAGAGAGAGAGUGAGAGAGAGAGGAGCAAUGCUCAACCCUAUGAUCUCCUUUCUCCUGUUCUUUUUGCUAUCCUCGCCAUCCUUUCUCGUAUCCUGUGGAUCCGAGGCUGUUGAUCCUCGCCCGCGGGCGCUCCCGUCCUUCAAGAUCCAAGAAAUCAAGGCACAGUUGGAGGAGAUUGGGAGUGCGUGCUCCUACACCGUGAAGAUAAAGACCAGCUGCUCUUCCGGCCGCGUCACCUCGGACAGGAUCAGCCUUGCUUUCGGCGAUGCUUACCGCAACGAGGUUUAUGCACCAAGGUUGGAUGAUCCAUCAUCAGCAGUGUUUGAACGUUGCUCCACCGACACAUUCAAGAUCCAAGGGCCAUGUGGCUACGGAAUUUGCUACUUAUAUUUGCGACGUGAUGGUUAUGAUGGGUGGACACCGGAGUGGGUCAAGGUCUAUGAGCCCCGUGCUACCCGUGCCAUCACCUUCUACUACGGUACACCUCUCCCCAAUGGCAUCUGGUAUGGCUUCAACCAGUGCCCCAAAUCAUCCUCUUCUGACCGCAGGAUGCAGAUCUGAUGGUAAGGAUGUCAAACUUAGUAGAUAAUUCUGCAUAGCUGUCAAAGUAUUACUACUACUGCAUGUUCACUAAAGACUAGGAUCAAUAUUUUGAUCUUUACACAUUACCAGUAUUAUCGCUAAAACCAGUCUCAGGAUUUCUAUUUGUCGUUAUGAAACACUUGCUUUAUAUA
Musa acuminata AAA Group (dessert banana) is the source of this 1338-nucleotide messenger RNA. RefSeq names its product embryo-specific protein ATS3B-like. The transcript is spliced from 3 exons. NCBI's taxonomy places the organism in Eukaryota, Viridiplantae, Streptophyta, Magnoliopsida, Zingiberales, Musaceae. The coding region runs from base 632 to 1165 and encodes 177 amino acids. The record is from RefSeq and is a predicted model, not a curated record. Gene Ontology annotation, molecular function: protein binding.